Molecule: messenger RNA, 3190 nt
Organism: Magallana angulata
Lineage: Eukaryota; Metazoa; Mollusca; Bivalvia; Ostreida; Ostreidae
Product: ankyrin-1-like
Exons: 1
Coding region: 17-2854 (945 amino acids)
Molecular function (GO): protein binding
Source: RefSeq, a predicted model, not a curated record
AUGAUCAUCCGGCAUUAUGAACGAUAGCAAACCGUCCAACACGUACAGACCAUUUGCCAAAUUAGCCCAGUUUAUGAAACAAGUACAUGCAGUCGACGACGAAGAUCUGCAAGACUCAUCUAGCCUCCACAAAGCAGCUCAAGCUGGAAAUGAGGCCCAAGUGCGAAAAAUACUUGCAGACGGAUGUGACGUCAAUUUAGAAAAUGACGAUGGUCAAACGGCCUUGUACGUUGCUUCAAUGAAAAGUCGUGAAGGAAUUGUAAGAAUUCUUUUACAACAUAAAGCAAUCGUAAAUACAACAAAUAACCCACUACUUGUUGUAAAGGACGUUGCGACGGCUAAGUUGUUAAUACAAGCCAAUGGCAAUCUACAUGCACGAGAUGAAUACGGGAAUACCCCCUUACAUAAGGCCAUUUUGAUUGGAAAUAAAGAGUUGAUAGAGUUAUAUUUGUCCUUCGGAGCUAAUAUUCAUGUCACAACUGCAACAGGACAUACAGCUUUACACACUCAAAGUUCUUCAUUUUUGGUUGAACCAUGGGGUUCAAAAUUGACACAGGAAUUGAUUCAAAGAGGUGCUUCCGUGAACUGUAAAGAUUACCAGGGUAGGUCACCUUUACAUUUAGCAGCUAUUAAUUAUUCCUUGGAGAAAGAAGAAACAAUUAGAAUUUUGAUCAAAGCGGGAUCUUCACUGACAGAUCUAGACAUACAGGGUUUCAACCCUUUACACCAUUUCAUUUCGCAGUCACGAGGAUGUUCAGAGAUGGACGAGACACUUGCUAUAAAAUUCAUCGACAUUCUAUUGGCUGACGAACAAUCAGUAAACUCCGUUACAGCAAUUGGACAAACUAUUUUGCAUCUUUCCAUCAGUGAUUUACCCUUCCAGAUUCUUCAGUAUCUUGUAAAGAAAGGAUGUCGACUUGAUAUUAAGGAUAGUCGAGGUCAGUGUCUUCUGCAUUACGUUGUGAACAGAGAGGAGGAAAUCACAGACGUGCUUAAAUAUUUGUUGAACAUGGGAUUAAAAGUUGACGAUUGUGAUGACUGGGGACAAACAGCCUUGCAUCUUGCUAUAGAGAAAAACAAGAAGAAACUUGCGGUAGCGCUGAUCGACUUUGGAGCAGACGUAAACGUUAAAGAUGCAAAUGGAAGACAGCCGAUACAUAUUGCUGCCGAACAUGGGUGGGAUUCUAUUCUUGAUUUUCUUAUUGAAAGGGGGGCAAAUAUCAACUCAGCAGACAAUUACAUGUCUAGUCCUUUUCAUUUUGCUGCCUGGAACAAUAAGUCUUCUAUUGCAUAUACUCUCAUCAAGACAGGCUGUGACGUAGAGACCCGGGAUUCCUGUGGAGAAACCGCUAAAGAAGUGGCAGAAUUCCGCUCAAGUUUGGAGUUUUUGCAAGUUUUUCAUGAACAAUAUAGGGAAACUGUACAAAAUCAGAAAAAGGUCGUGAAACACGCUAAUAGAUUAUUACAGCUAAGUGAGUUUGAAAAGCUCAUUGAUUCAAACGAGUCUUUGAGAGAAACCGGAAAUUUGAAUGAGUUUCUUUGCAGCCUUAUAUCUACUCCGCCUACAGGAAUUUUAUAUGAAGAACCAGAGGCUGUUGAAAUUCGAAGAGUUGUCAACAAUUUUGCAUUACACGCUGCAAAUGCCCUUUGUAAGAGUGAUCCAAAAUUGAAGUGUACAGUAUUCUCUGCUGGAAGUUCUUUUGAAGGAACAAAAGCAUUAUAUCCGGAUGAAUUCGAUUACAUUGUUUGUUUUGAUGAACUAAGCGAGGAUAUAUAUCCACAGCAUCAGAAAGAAGACGUGAGAGAAAGUUUUUUUCUUAUCCCAGACAAAGAAGAUAAGAAGAAGAACCCGCCCGAAGUUUUAGAGGAAGGAAUAGACUUUGAAGAAACUAUUACGUCUGUGUCUGACUACACCUUGAUAUACUUAAAGGAGGAGACAAAAUACCCAUAUCCAGAGCUAACAAUAACGGAAUCUAAAAUGGUUCCCAAUCACACGAUGUUUCAAACGUUUACACAACGUGUUUCUAAUAUCGUUUACAACGAAAAUUUUCCCAAAGAUCACCGACUCCUUAUAAAAGACAUAAGUAACGAUCCAAAGAUAGUGCUGCUCUGGAAAGGUUCAAAGUACAAAAGCCUGGAAAUUAACGUCGAUCUUGUUCCAGCAGUUCGUUUGCCUUCGUGGCCGAACAAAUCUCGAAUCAGUUCGAUACUUCUCGGUCCGGAUCUACAGAAUUUACCAUGUCUAGCAGUACCAAAAAUGACUAGUCAUCACGACGAAAACCUUUGGCGGUGUUCGUUAUCACUCGUAGAGACAGCCAUUAUGAGGAGAUGUCGCCCCCAUAUUAGAAACAGUUACAUCGUCGCUAAAUCUUUGGUUGCCUCAUCAAUAUGUCCCCUGGUGAGUUUUGGCGAUUAUGAAGACUUUAAGAAUCACUACCGAAGCUGUCGCGACAGCAUGUCUUCUGAGGAAGAUUUCGAAAUGUACGAAGCAGUUGGAGAUCUGUUCCCAUCAUAUAUUAUCAAAAUGGCGUUUCUUCGUGUGAUAGAAGAGAAGGCUGCUCGAGACGGUGUCCAGUCUGUCUUUGAGGAAUGUCUUUAUGUGAGAGAUCCUCUCUCUCAAUUGACGCUCCAAACUGACACUGCUGCCAAGCAAACCUCCGAAAAGUGCAAAGAUUGUGACCCCGAAAUUGUAAAGAGUGUGUUCGAGAAUUGUAAGGAGUGGCUGUCUGGUCGAUUUGUACCGUCCUUUUUCAACCCUCGACAUAAUGUGUUGGGUUCUAGGCUUCUUGAGGAAGAUUGUGAUAAGUUGCAGUAUUUCAUCAAGUACUUAGUCAAACUUUUAAACGAGAAUUAGAUGCAUUAAUGGGAUAUUGAAGAAUAAUUAUGGUUCUUAAGUGGAAAAUGAUAUGAUCGUUUAUAACCAUACCAUAUCCCAUUUAGAGAGAUCUGUUUAUUUAUAAAUCAAAUAAAUUUAACACUUUGUUAAAGUUGUUAAAAUCAUGCAUUUUUAAGAAUUUGUUUUCAUAUACAUGUAGAUGUUUAUGACUUUAAAUCGAGUCAAUAUUUCAUUGCUGUAGUCAGUAUAUCUAUAGUUGUCGAUAUUUUAUCAUACUUUUGAAUGGUUGGAAUAAGUUGAUGUUCUGUGCGACUUUUCACAAUGAAUAUUUUACAUAGAAAUAAAUAUUCUUAC